AUGCGAUCCUCGGCCAAGUCGCCGCUAAGCACUCGGAUCGAAGAAGAGAUAUUUGGAAACCACAUUUGUGAGACGCUGCGAUUCCAGAUCCCGAACGAAGAGCAAUUCCGACAGCAGGUGAUAAACAGGGUCAUGCCUAUUCAAGGAAACAUUGUUCAGGAGAGACAAGAAAUCUCGGACAAGGAUCACGAGAUGAUUCAUGAUACGACAUUCUUGGUGAACUGUGCUGCAUCUGUGAACUUCGAGGGCUCCCUGCGAAUUGUUCUUUCGCCCUUCGAGGCGGUUACGCGGAUGCAUAAUCUGAAGAAGAUCUUUCACGCGAUGAACCAAAUGUCGGACGACGAGAUCAAUUUGUUCAAGCGCACGAUCGUUCUCAAGACCAACCCGACCACGUACUCGUUUACAAAGUCACUGGUGGAGCACUUGAUCCAGAGUCGAUACCAGCCAAUGAGCUUGCCGAUCAUCACUGUACGCCCGCCUGGCGUCGCUGGCGCUCUCGAGGAACCAGUGCCCGGAUGGAGUGAGGGCUUGGGAGCCACUUUGGGUAUCAUGGCCAAUUGCGGCCUCGGGCAUGUGCAAGAGUGGGCUGCAGAUGAGCUAUGA
This is a messenger RNA of Gamsiella multidivaricata, 603 nucleotides long. RefSeq lists its product as uncharacterized. Gene Ontology annotation, biological process: long-chain fatty-acyl-CoA metabolic process. NCBI's taxonomy places the organism in Eukaryota, Fungi, Mortierellomycota, Mortierellomycetes, Mortierellales, Mortierellaceae. Bases 1 to 603 code for a protein of 200 amino acids. Gene Ontology annotation, molecular function: alcohol-forming very long-chain fatty acyl-CoA reductase (NADP+) activity. The record is from RefSeq and is a predicted model, not a curated record. The transcript is spliced from 3 exons. Gene Ontology annotation, cellular component: intracellular membrane-bounded organelle.